AUGGGCUUUUCCACAUCCAACCCUACACGUGAGUUCCAGGAAGAAUCGCUGGAGAAUGCGCUGGGCGCUUCCUCACAAUGUUUUUCUUCAGGGAAAACCAAAUCAUGUCACGUGCCCGCCACACCUGUGGCGGACCUCACACCUGAGCCCGGGCCCGCUGCACACACAACCCCGGACCUCACACCUGUGCUCGGGGCCCGGGGUCCGCUGCACACACAACCCCGGACCUCACACCUGAGCCCGGGGCCCGCUGCCCACAGAACCCCGGACCUCACACCUGAGCCCGGGCCCGCUGCCCACAGAACCCCGGACCUCACACCUGAGCCCGGGCCCGCUGCCCACAGAACCCCGGACCUCACACCUGAGCCCGGGCCCGCUGCACACACAACCCCGGACCUCACACCUGAGCCCGGGCCCGCUGCACACAGAACCCCGGACCUCACACCUGAGCCCGGGCCCGCUGCACACACAACCCCGGACCUCACACCUGAGCCCCGACCCGCUGCACACAGAACCCCGGACCUCACACCUGAGCCCGGGCCCGCUGCACACAGAACCCCGGACCUCACACCUGAGCCCCGGCCCGCUGCACACAGAACCCCGGACCUCACACCUGAGCCCGGGCCCGCUGCCCACAGAACCCCGGACCUCACACCUGAGCCCGGGCCCGCUGCCCACAGAACCCCGGACCUCACACCUGAGCCCCGCCCCGCUGCACACAGAACCCCGGACCUCACACCUGAGCCCGGGCCCGCUGCCCACAGAACCCCGGACCUCACACCUGAGCCCGGGCCCGCUGCACACAGAACCCCGGACCUCACACCUGAGCCCCGGCCCGCUGCCCACAGAACCCCGGACCUCACACCUGAGCCCGGGCCCGCUGCACACAGAACCCCGGACCUCACACCUGAGCCCGGCCCGCUGCCCACAGAACCCCGGACCUCACACCUGAGCCCGGGGCCGCUGCCCACAGAACCCCGGACCUCACACCUGAGCCCGGGAUGGGGCGCGGCUGCCAGGCCCUGGAGGGGCCCGGCCAGGAGCCUGAAGCCGGAGGAGCGUCAAGAGGCGGCUGCGGGUCAGGAGCUCCUAUUGCCAAAUGAGAGAAGCCUCCAGAAUGCUGCUAAAAGCAAUAAUUUGGAUCUUAUGGAGAAGCUGUUUGAAAAGAUUAACAUUAAUGCUGUGAACAAUAUGAACCGCACAGCCCUGCAUUUUGCAGUGGGGGCAAAUCAUUUAUCUGCGGCGGAUUUCUUGCUUAAUCGCAAGGCCAGGGUGGAUGUUGCUGAUAAGCAUGGCUUGACAGUAAUUCACCUUGCAACCUGGUCUGGAAGCCUUGAGAUCAUGCUCAUGAUGGUUAGAGCUGGAGCAGACCAGAGAGCCACGAAUCAGGAUGGAAUGAAGGCCCUUCACUUUGCAGCUCAGAGCAAUAAUGUGCACAUUGUAGAGUACUUCAUUCAAGAUCUGCACCUGAAGGACCUGGACCAGCCUGAUGAGAAAGGAAGAAAACCAUUUCUUUUGGCAGCUGAGAGGGGCCAUGUCGAAAUGAUAGAAAAACUUACCUUCCUUAAUCGGCAUACUUCAGAAAAGGACAAGGAGGGGAAUGCUGCCCUGCACCUUGCAGCGCAGCAUGGCCACGGCUCUGCGGUAUGGGCGCUGCUAACCCGGGAAGAAAUAAAUGAGACCAAUGAGAAUGGAGAAACACCAUUCUUCCUAGUUGUUGCAGGAGGUCGUGAAGAAUGCAGCAGAGUGCUGGUGGCAGCAGGAAGUGAUACCAACAUUCCAAAUGCACUCAAUCCCAGUGCUUUGCAGAUAGCAACCCAGGAUGGCCACGCAUCCCUUGUCAGCCUUCUUCUCGGUGAGAACGCUGAUCUGCACCAGAAGGUGAAACCUAAGGCGUCCGCCCUUCAUUUAGCUGUUAUCAACAACCACAUCACGGUGGUCAUCAGCUUAUUAAGUGCACAGCAUGACAUUGACAUCUUAAAUCAGCAAGGAAAGACUGCCUUGGCCGUGGCCUCCCGGAGCAACCACAGCCUUGUUGUGGACAUGCUCAUAAAAGCAGAAAGAUACUAUGCCUGGAGAGAGAAGCAUGGUGAGAGCACCAGGGACGCACCAACCAACUUUCCUCUGACAUUCAAGCAAGACCACAGCCAGCAGACCAGGCAUAUUCGCAGUCUCCUCUGGAACCUGGCUUAUCGUCAGCUGAAGGCCAACGAGUGGCAGAGGCUGGCCCGAGCAUACUUCACAGAUGACCAGAUCAGAGCCAUCGAGGAGCAGUGGUCAGCACAGGACAGCUUCCGUGAACACGGCCACCGGGCUCUGCUCAUCUGGCUGCAUCUUCCGGACGCGCCGGUCAAGCACCUGUAUGAAGAGCUGGUCCGCGCAGGUUUCCCGGAACUAGCUGAAAAGAUCCAUCAAUUCAAAAGUGAAACUAACUCAAAGCCCAAGAAAUGCAGUUUCAUAAAAGCCUAG
Molecule: messenger RNA, 2469 nt
Organism: Eptesicus fuscus (big brown bat)
Lineage: Eukaryota; Metazoa; Chordata; Mammalia; Chiroptera; Vespertilionidae
Gene: ANKDD1B
Product: ankyrin repeat and death domain containing 1B
Biological process (GO): signal transduction
Molecular function (GO): protein binding
Source: RefSeq, a predicted model, not a curated record